UAGGGUGGUACCAGAGCGUGAGCUGGGAGCCGCCUGUGCUCCUGAGUGCCUCUGUUGGCCGAACCGACAGCAGGGACUAGGGACUGGGUCUGAGCAGCACAACCGUCUCCCAAUGCCUCUGGCCCCUUCUAGAGGCCAACAGCAGGGUGGGCGCCACUGGCAGCCGUGAGGUCCAGCCUCUCUUCGGUGUGCCACAGAAGCCUGGCCACCUGACUGGUCUGAUCUGGGGACUGGGCCUAGUCCCUGCUGGCUGUUGUAAGCAGUUAAAGGACUCUCGUGGCUCCCAGAGCAAGGGUUACGCCCCAGCAGCUUCUUGCUCUCUUAAGGCAGGGGCUGCUUGCAGCGCUGGCCCCAGGACCCAGAGUCAGGUUCUGAGGUGCGCCCCUCUGGGUCUCGCAAGCGGUGGACUUGAGGCUGCAGCCGUCAUUGCUUCUACAGUCCGUGCAUGUUCCUCGCUGACGUCAGUCGGAGCUGUCCUGGAGCUAUAUAAGGUUGGCGGCGGUCCCAGGACAGACCCCGUGGUCCCCACGGCGCCCUCAGCCCGCCCGAGGGACAGAGACCGGACAGAGACUGGAGCCCCGUCCUGCGGCGUGCACACUCUCUGGCAACCUGGCCGGCGGCACCAUGAAGCAGGGGGGACACGCGGCGCUGCUGGUGGCGCUGCUGCUCCUGGCACAGCUGCGCCCGGGGAGCAGCCGGUGGAGCCCGGAGGCGGCGGCAGCCGGGGUCCGGGACCCGAGUCUGCGCUGGAGCCCCGGGGCGCGGAACCAGGACGGCGGGGCCCGCGCGCUGCUCUUGCUGCUGGCCGAGCGCUUCCCGCGCCGCGCGGGGCCCGACCGGUGGGAAUCCCGGACCGCGGGCGAGAGACCGAGACGGGACGACCCUCCGCUGUCCAUUGAUCUCACCUUCCACCUGCUGCGGACCCUGCUGGAGCUGGCGCGGACACAGAGCCAGCGGGAGCGCGCCGAGCAGAACCGCAUCAUAUUCGAGUCUGUAGGCAAGUGAUCGGCGGGGUCUGCAGCCACGAGAACCUCGACCCCCGUCCCCCACCCCCGGGCCGGGACGUGCGCGACUGGAACUGACCCAGUCCCGCGGGCUAGAGCAGCCCAGGGAUGCCCGGAGCACUCUGU
This is a messenger RNA of Callorhinus ursinus (northern fur seal), 1130 nucleotides long. RefSeq names its product urocortin (gene UCN). Gene Ontology annotation, biological process: negative regulation of feeding behavior. Gene Ontology annotation, molecular function: hormone activity. The record is from RefSeq and is a predicted model, not a curated record. Gene Ontology annotation, cellular component: extracellular region. NCBI's taxonomy places the organism in Eukaryota, Metazoa, Chordata, Mammalia, Carnivora, Otariidae.